This is a messenger RNA of Octodon degus (degu), 1060 nucleotides long. It is a transcript of the gene Borcs8, whose product is annotated as BLOC-1 related complex subunit 8. The transcript has 4 exons. Bases 78 to 407 code for a protein of 109 amino acids. Gene Ontology annotation, cellular component: BORC complex. The record is from RefSeq and is a predicted model, not a curated record. Lineage: Eukaryota; Metazoa; Chordata; Mammalia; Rodentia; Octodontidae.
UUCCGCGAGGAAGGUUGAGGCGCGGGGCCCAGCCCGGAGACUUCCGGUUCCCUCUCGGGUUCCCGGCUGCCGUCGCCAUGGAGGAGCCUGAGAUGCAGCUCAAGGGGAAGAAAGUGACAGACAAGUUCACUGAAAGCGUCUACGUCCUGGCCAACGAGCCGUCUGUGGCACUGUACCGGCUGCAGGAGCACGUGCGCCGCUCCCUGCCGGAGCUGGCCCAGCACAAGGCCGACAUGCAGCGCUGGGAAGAGCAGAGCCAGGGCGCCAUCUACACCGUGGAGUACGCCUGCAGUGCUGUGAAGAACCUGGUGGACAGCAGCAUCUACUUCCGCAGCAUCGAGGGGCUGCUCAAGCAGGCCAUCAGCAUCCGGGACCACAUGAGUGCCACCUCGCAGGGCCACCGGUAGGGCCGGCGCUGUCCGCCCAGCCAGGAGCCAUCGCUUCCUGCCCCAAGACUUUGCUGUCCUCCUCGCAGGGCAGCUAGUGGUCUCCUCCUGGCCUUUGGCAUCAGUGACACUCAGAGCCCGAGUUGUGCUGUGUGCUGGGUUCAGAGCUGGGGCCAUAGCGGUGACGAGGACAGGCAGGUGCACGGGGACACAGCAGCUGAGGAGCCCACCAGGGACCAGAGCAGUUCGGCUGGCUGCCAGGGAAGUAGGGGACACGCAAGCGCCAGAGGCAGAGGCUGAUCUGUAGACCUGCAUGUGACCGCAUCAUGUUGGGGGCAGAGGCAGCAGGAGGGGUGUGGGGGACAGAUUGGCCAGGCAAGGACUGAGGAGAGCUGGGGUCGGAGGUGGGCAGGGCCCUGGGGCUGAGGCACCGGAGCCCAGGCCCAGUGACCUGGGAGUGAAAAACACUACCUUCACACGCAGGAGGAGCCUUUUCUCUUUUUGUCUUUAUUAGAGCUUUAUUUCAGGUUUUUUGAACCAGGGUGGGGCAGUGUAGUUCAGGCUGGUAUUGAGCUUACAGCAGUCUUCCUGCCUCAGUCUCUCGGGUGCUGAGAUGACCGGUGUGGGCCUCCGUACCCGCCCUCAUUAUAACUGAAUAAAUGCACACCUAAGCA